CUCUCUUAUGUGUGUGUGUUUUAUUUAUCUGUCAUCUUUAGUCUAGAACCCAUUCUCCCCUCCCUCCCACCCACAGCUUUUCACAGUAAAAGUACAUUCCUGGCAUUUGUUUGAUGGUUGUGUGUCAGAUGUCGACUUUGGUGGAUUGUAAAAGUUGGCCACUUUCUAUCGUGAUUUUGAUUUUUUGCCUUAAACGAAAGCAGCUGAGCCAAGUGCUCAUCCUGGGAUACACGGAGAGCAGUUGGCGAUAGAUACUGUCUUCGAGGGUGAAGUAUGGCGAUGUACUGUAUAUCUGUCAAUGCUGCAAAUUACCACAGUUUUUGACCGAAAUCUAUCUCCGUUGUGAUGCUUCGACGUUGUUUUAGAUGCACAGACCCAGGAGCGUUUGUUUUCGGCGUUCCUUGAUUUAGCGCGAACGCUAGCCAAGGCCAUCCGACGUAUGAAAACAUCUGUUAAUAAACAAUUGGCUCUACUCAAAAGAAGACCCAAAACAAAUUCGUCAAGCACUUUUUAAUUUAUGCGGAAGGCCUAAAUUAUCCUAAUGUGUAUGGGAACGGAAUUAUGCAGUCAUUCUCAGGGGGAGUUUCCUGUAUCGCUGCUCAUUUGAAUAUUAUGGAUGCCAACACUGGAGGAUUGUGGGUAGGAGGAGGUGCGCACCUGUAUGUCUUCUGACAUAGUAUCUCAAAUUCUUAAACACACAUACAAACACAAAAUUCGUCUGCCCCCGAAUUUCAUGGCCAGGACCUUGGGGCCGUAUGAUUUAAUUGACUAAUUAUGAAGUUGUACUAGUCCAAUGUAGCACACGGCUAUUUGUUUAUGAACAGUUUUUAAGCCAACCGUCUGUGUCUGUGUUCAGAAUCACAUCCAAAUGGGUUUAGAGGGAGAGCGAGAGAGUGCCUGAGGUGCUUGUGGCAAUGGGAGGUUUUGUAUGUCAGUGUUACACUGCUCUUUUACACACACACACACACACACAGACACACACGCACACACACACACAGAGACGGAUAGAUGUUUCACCACACUAUCCCUUCUCCCCUGCUUCAUGAGCCAGAAUAGAACUACCAAGCACAGAGAGCUGUAGAUGGGGAGAGGGAGGGGAACAAGAGACAGGGAGAGGGAGGGGAACAAGAGACAGGGAGAGGGAGGGGAACAAGAGACAGGGAGAGAGCAAGACCGGCUUUUUAUAGGCGCAGCAGAAAUUCCUUUUUCAGCCUCCAUGGAAUCCUGUGAAAAUGCAGUUGGAGAGUGCUUGCAGUAGAGAAGGAGAGAUAUCUAUUUACUGAGGAGAAUGCAGGAGGCAAAGUGCUGUGGAGGAGGACACGGAGAAGGGGUUUCGCAGUCCAAAAGCUAAAUUAAGCGUGACUGGGAUUGACUCCAUAUUUUAAUCCUCCAUUGGUCCUUUGAACCCUUACACACACACACACACACACACACACACACACACACACACACACACACACACACACACACACACACACACACACACACACUCUACACUGAAAGCCUGUCGCUGCGUGUUGCCUUUCUUGCAUUACACCGCCACUCAUGCAGAAAGGUAGUCUGGGUCAUGGAGGGGGUGCCCAGAUAAGAGGCUUGGAUCUUAAUACCCCAACCCCUCCUCCAAAUAGUCACUACCCUAAUACCACUCCCUAUUUACUGUUGUCGGGGGUGGGGGGGGCAAAGCAAAGCUGCUCACAGCUACUCCUGCACUGAUUGGAUAAGGUGGAAGAGGGUCUGGCGAACGGGUCCCCCUGGUUGGCAAGAGGAGAGCGGGUACACAUUGUGAUUGGGUGACGGGACAGAGGGGUCCUCUCUGUCGCCAGCCUGUGAAGGGGUUCUCCUGUUUGUGUGGGGAUUAUGGCUUCGGCGAUUGGGCACGCUCCCAGGACUCCGCAGCUGUUCGCGAGAGCGAGGAUGGAAGGGGGAGGGGCGUCUCGUCUGAGGGGGUUAGUCAUGCUCAUCUUGUGCGUGCAUGCCGGUGUGUGCGUGUGUCAAGGAGCCUGUACUCUCUCACACACUCCACUCCGGUCUUGCUUUCCUGGCUGUAGCGUGUCAGAGGAGAAGUGAGUGGAAGCAGGUUGAAGUCUCUUUGCGUUGGUCUCAUUCAUUGGUCUCAUGGUCCCAUUCAUCUGGACUCAAUUAGGGUCUUGGAAGGAGAAGAUCGGGAUUUUUGGAAUGGUGACGUUCCGACAUCGGGGAAAACGAUAUAUAUUUUUUGUGUGGUAUCUAGGCUUUCUCUCUGUACUAUGUUAAGCGUCUUUGUUUGUUGUUGUUGUUGUUUUUGUAGCGGAGGGAACUGACACUUUUAGGACCGGCUUCAUAUCUUCCGCAGAUUCUUGCCAUUUGGGGGAUCCUCCACUAUUGUGUCCCAUCCGCCGUGUAGGGAGACCAAAGGGAUUUCCCGCAUCUCGGCUUCUGCUCUAGUCGAGAGAAAGAGCGAGAGGGCGAUUUAAUGGGGAGAGAAGGAUGAAAGAGCGGCCAUCUUUGAGAGCAAUUUUUUUUAUUCAUUUUUUUUUUUUUUACCAAUGGAGCAUUGGAGCACUGGUGAUUUAGGGCUUUCUACUGUUGGGUUGGAGUCGGACGUGUUGGGCUGAUCUGUGUGUGGGAGGACACGCGCGUUCUGUGUUGUGGUGGCUAUACCAGAGAUGGAGGUGAUGUCGUCUUGCUGGAGGGGCCAGGAGGAGCAGGGGGCCAAAGUGAAGGCCGAGAAGAUCCGAGUGGCCCUGGAGAAGAUCAAGGAGGCGCAAGUCAAAAAGCUGGUGAUCCGGGUGCACAUGUCGGACGAGAGCUCCAAGACCAUGAUGGUGGAUGAGAGACAGACUGUCAGACAGGUGCUGGACAGCCUGCUGGACAAGUCCCACUGUGGCUACAGCCCCGACUGGUCACUGGUGGAGACCAUCAACGAGCUGCAAAUGGAGCGGAUCUUUGAGGACCAUGAGAACUUGGUGGAGAACCUACUGAAUUGGACCAGAGACAGCCAUAACAAACUGAUGUUCAUCGAGCGCAUCGAGAAAUAUGCCCUCUUCAAGAACCCCCAGAACUACUUGUUGGGGAGGAAGGAGACUUCUGAAAUGGCCGAUAGGAAUAAAGAGGCCCUACUAGAGGAGUGUUUCUGUGGCAGCUCAGUGUCAGUACCAGAAAUAGAGGGAAUCCUCUGGCUGAAGGAUGAUGGGAAGAAGUCUUGGAAGAAGCGAUACUUCCUGCUGCGCGCAUCAGGAAUCUACUACGUACCGAAAGGCAAAGCUAAGGCCUCCAGGGACCUGGUAUGCUUUCUACAGCUGGACCACGUUAAUGUGUACUACGGCCAGGACUACCGCAGCAAGUACAAGGCCCCCACAGACUACUGCCUGGCCCUUAAGCACCCCCAGAUCCAAAAGAAGUCCCAGUAUAUCAAGUAUCUGUGCUGUGAUGACGUCAGGACCCUCCACCAAUGGUUCAACGGCAUUCGCAUCGCCAAGUACGGGAAACAGCUGUAUGUGAACUACCAGGAGGCCAUGAAGCGCACGGAGGCGGCCCACGACUGGUCCUCCCUCUCCACCUCCAGCAUCCGCUCUGGCUCCAGCUCCGGCUCCGGCUCAGCCAGUCUGCCCGAGUCCCAGUCGAACCACUCGGGCCAGUCAGACAGUGGAGUGGACACAGCCUCCAGCCACGGGCGCUCCCAGAGCGUGGUCAGCUCCAUCUUCUCUGAGGCCUGGAAGAGAGGAACGCAGAUGGAGGAGAACACCAGGAUGAGGGAGUCCACCCGAGGAGCCACCCUCCCCCACCCUGCCCACACGCACCGCCAGACCCCACAACUGGAGCCCCCUGCGUUGGCUGCGCCACAACAGCAGCCACCUCCCCAGACUCGCAGCAGCUACACCCACGCUCUACCCCCCAAGCCACAGGUGGGUACCUCCCCCCCACUUCAACAGCAACUGCCCCCCCAGAUCCGCAGCAGUUACACCCAGGUCUUGCCUACCCUGCCCCAACAGCCCUCCCCUCCACCGCCCCAACAGCCCUCCCCUCCACCGCCCCAACAGCCCUCCCCUCCACCGCCCCAACAGCCCUCCCCUCCACCGCCCCAACAGCCCUCCCCUCCACCGCCCCAACAGCCCUCCCCUCCACCGCCCCAACAGCUACCCCCCCACAUCCGCAGCAGUUACACCCAGGUCUUGCCUACCCUGCACCAACAGCCCUUCCCUCCACCGCCCCAACAGCCCUUCCCUCCACCGCCCCAACAGCUGCCCCCCCAGAUCCGCAGCAGUUACACCCAGGUCUUGCCUUCCUUGCACCCACAGCCCUCCCCUCCACCACCCCAACAGCUGCCCCCCCAGAUCUGCAACAGUUACACACCUGUCUUGCCUUCCCUGCCCUUCCCUCCACCACCCCAACAGCCCUUCCCUCCACCGCCCCAACAGCCCUUCCCUCCACCGCCCCAACAGCCCUUCCCUCCACCGCCCCAACAGCCCUUCCCUCCACCGCCCCAACAGCCCUUCCCUCCACCGCCCCAACAGCCCUUCCCUCCACCGCCCCAACAGCCCUUCCCUCCACCGCCCCAACAGCCCUUCCCUCCACCGCCCCAACAGCCCUUCCCUCCACCGCCCCAACAGCCCUUCCCUCCACCGCCCCAACAGCCCUUCCCUCCACCGCCCCAACAGCCCUUCCCUCCACCGCCCCAACAGCCCUUCCCUCCACCGCCCCAACAGCCCUUCCCUCCACCGCCCCAACAGCCCUUCCCUCCACCGCCCCAACAGCCCUUCCCUCCACCGCCCCAACAGCCCUUCCCUCCACCGCCCCAACAGCCCUUCCCUCCACCGCCCCAACAGCUGUCCCCACAGCCCUACAGCAGCUACAACCAAGCUGUGCCCCCUCCACCCCCGCCACCCCCUCCUCCGCCACCACCCCCUCCCCCGCCACCCCUGCCUGCCAGCAGCACCCCUCACCACUCGGGCCCCACAGUGUUCGCCAAGUACAGCACCAUCACCCGGCUGCAGACCCAGAACGCUGCCCACCAGGCCGCCAAUCACCACAGGGCGCAAAACAACCACCAGAGCCCACCCAGGGCGUCAGCUCAAGCCCCGCCUCCUCCCCAUCAGACGGCUGUCAAACCGCUGGUCAAUAACAUCAACGUCCCGCCUCCCCCGCCGCCCCCUCCCCCGCCUUCCAUGCCUGCUCUGGGGUCGGCCAUGGCCGCACUCCGGCUCGGUUCCCCAAGCCCGGCCUCCCUGCCCCAGUUCAUCCCACCACCGCCGGAGAGCAACGACAUCCCCCCUCCCCCUCCUCCUCCACCGCCCCCAGACCCGAUGCCAGGUCUGUGCCCAUUACCCUACGGCGCCAACGCCCUCCAGCAGGCACUGGCCCAGAAGUUCCCCAACGGUCCCCCCCAGGGCCUCUUUCCCCCUGCUGCCAGACUGGUAGAGUCGCCCCUGGCACCAUCUCCUCCCCCGCCACCCCCCCCUCCUACCCCACCGCCUCCCCAGAAGCUCUCUGUGCCUCCUCCCCCACCACCUCCUCCCCCACCUCCUCCUCCCCCAACUCCUCAGCAGCAGUACUCGCCCGCAGCUGCUCCCCCCCCUGCCCUACCCAAAACCUUCUCCCCAGGCUUUCUGCUCCACCACGGUGCCCGGAAGCCUCUCUACCCUGUUUCCCCUCUCCCCCCCGCCCCACCUGCUGCCCCUACUCCUCCCCCACCCCCGCCCCCUCCUCCUCCGGUGUCAAUGAAGAAGCAGCACAGCCUCCAGGUAGUCCACACUCCCAACCAGCCCCCUCCCACAUUUCCCAAGCAGCACAGCCUCUCCAAGCCGCCACCCAUGUCAUUCAUGGCUCCGCCCACCACUACCUCCCUGGUCAAACAGAUGGCAAGCCAGUUCCCAGGGUCCACACUGUCAACCAAUCAACUUGAGAGCCCCAAAGCCCCCCUUUCCCCUCCUGCGGUGAAGGCCAAACCAAGAUGGCAGCCAGGCUGUGGACAGGCCCAGCAACAGGCCUCUGAGUUCCCUCCACCCGCUUCUGAGAGCAGCCUGUCUUUCCCUUCUCCUCCCCCUCCUCCUCCGCCCCCACCUGUUCCAGUUACCGGCCUUGCCCCUCUUGCUCCACCUCCCCCUCCCAUCACUGGCCCCACCCCUCUGCCUCCCCCUCUGCCCCCCGGCAACAUAUGCUCGCCCCUGAAGAGAUCUCCAUCGGGCUCCUACACACCUUCCUCAGGCUCCUCUGGCUGGGGGGGCAGGAAGCCCCCGCCUGCCACUCCCCAGAAGGCCUCCAGCAUCAAGUCUAACUCCUCGGCUGAAUACCAGGAGUCCCGCAGGAACCUUCUCAGCAAGUUCGCCCCCCAGUCCUCCUCUUCCCCCUCCACCUUCCAAUCCUUCCCUGCCGUGUCCUUGGGUAGUUCUCCCUCUAAGGACCCCUCCCCGGCCGGCCCCCCGGCGCCCCCCAAGCCAGGCAAGUUGAACCUGGCCAACCUGGCCCUUCAGGCCAAAGUGGGUCAAGUGGGCCAGCAGCGCCAGUCCACCGCCGACUUCCCCUCCCUUCCAGCGGAGUGCGCCACUCCCCCACUGGGUUUUGAUCUCUUCCCCCCUCCUCCACUGCCCAGUGACGGCCACGUCGGGGCACCUAAGGUAGCAGUGGUCAACCCCCAGCCAAAAGUACCGCCUGCCCCUCCCGGUCCCCCUCCCCCCGCCACCAUCAACUCCUCCUGGGGCAAGGGCUCCCUGAAGAAGGCCCCUCCCCCCAUGCUGCAGAGGAACCAGCCAUCCCCGCCUCCCAAGCUGCCCCUGCCUACCUCGCCCCCCAAGGGGGACGGUAACAACGGCGCCCCCCAGCCAGGCAACUUCAUGGACGACCUGAACCGGACUCUGAAGCGCAAGUCGGUGAGCCGGCAGGGCUCGCUCUCCUCGUCCCGCCUGUCCGGCCCCAAGCUGGAGCCUGCUGCGGGCACCAUGGACGACAUGGAGUUGGCACUGGCCCCUCCACCGCCCGAGUUGCUGUCAGGGGGGAACAUCUCAGGCUAUGCAACGCUACGGCGGGGGCCCCCACCGGCCCCACCCAAGAGGGGGGGCAACACAAAACUGACACACUGACCAGGGGAGUGGUAGAAAAGGAGACUGUUGGAUGAAUCCUACUUUACCUCUCUUGGGGAGGAGUUUCUAUCUAUCAUAUCUAUCACACAGGACCGUCAGUGGACAUUGACAAACUGGACUCCUCGUGUUCCAUGAUUAUGAUGGUGAAUACUUAACCAUGUAAAUAAGGAAACGCCAAACCAUGUAUCAGCUUCUUCGCCGUAUGUUUGUGCCACGUAGUCAGAAAACCAAUAAUAACGAUGUUAGGAUUCAUUCUGCAUUGGUACUGCAUGGACAUGCUGUAAAACAUGACGCUCUGUGUGUGUGUGUGUGUGUGCGUACCCGUGUGUUUUCACAUGCAUCCAUGUGUGUGAGAGCGAGAGAUAAAGGGGAAAUGGGAGGACAGCCCAUAAAGGAAGGCCUCUGUAAUAGGGAUUAUUAUUUUGCCUCUGGUUUUAUAUGAAGUUAUUUAAUACGUGAAAGGAUUUUCUUUAUAGUUACGUUUUUAAAAGCUGCAAGUAUGUUGGAGAGAGGCGGAUAAGAUCGAAAAACUUGAAUCAAUGAGAUAAGAAUUCUCAGAGAGUUUUGACAUUUCCUAAGUAUUCCCUGAAUGUUUUGCAAGUGUCUCACGCAAAUCGGAAGGACGCCUUUUUUCACAGACGAUUGCACUCUCUCGAAGGAAUCUCCAAAUGGGGGAAAAAAAGGAGAUUCUCUCCUCCCAAAGGCACGAAACCAUGACUGUGCAACUGGAAACAUUUGUGACUGGGAAUCAUUUUUUUGUAAAUUUUUUAUUUAAUGCAUACAAUUUUUUUUGCUUAACUGAAGACUGGAACGGCACGUCGUGUGUAUGUCUUUCGAAUGCCCUGUGGGUUGUGUGCUGUGUUUGUUUGACCUUUGACCUGACCGGCAUCUGAGUCGGGUUCAUUAGGCACCAAGCAGAAGAAAUGGACUGUGAAACAGGGAGGGACUCACUGGAUUUGUCCAAUUAGAAACACACAUUUUAGAUUUUCGUUGGGGACAUGCUUUAAAACGUUUGGUGCCUAAUGAACAUCUGCUUCUGUUUAUCUGUACAGUAACAGCUUCUGCUCCCCUCCCAUCGGCCCCUGCCGCCUUUAGAUUGUCACAUGACAUGGCCUAAAAUCAUAGAAAUAGAAUGUACAGAGUGGGGGCAGCUUUUCUCCAGGUGCCGUUUACCAUAUACUCAGUUAUUCUCAACAUGGUGGCUAAAAUUGAAGCGACACGUUGUUGCUUUAAGGUACUGAUCAUUGAAUUAUGUUGUCAGUAGCAUUAGACUAGACCCGACUGGCUAAAUUAAUUCACAAAUUCCCGUCUGGCUCGCAUUAAAAUUGAAUGUUGCUUUCUAUAUCCUGUUUUUAUGGCCUAAACAUCCCAGUGUGGUGCAGUUUCCUGCUUCUCCUGCCGAAGUGCAGUGCAGAGAGGAGGGGGAGGGGGGGGGGGGUUCUCGCAGCAAUGCCUUCAUUUCAAGGGUGCUAGUACUUAUUGUCCUAAUAAGCCUGGAUAUCAAGGUGCUGACAUCUUAAAAGUUGAAUCUAGGGUUUGUCCCCAAUCCUCCACUCUUCUCCGGAAGUGUGACCAUCCUGGAUUGGAUUGGAUUGAUAGAAGCAUUAGCUUCGGUUUCCACCAUUUUCAGCAAUCGAUACAGUAUAGCCACCAUAACCAAAUAAAGCUGAAUGUCCGUACUGAACUCAAGUGGACCAUGAAUGUUGAGGGACCACUGCUAGACGCAUAAAACAUGCUGUCAUAUUAAUCUUGCUUAUAUCUACAUUGCUUCUGCUCCGUAUUGGUGAAGUUGGCUCGAGAUGCUGAUCUUGGGUCAGUUGCACAUUUUUGGAGGUUGGGGUCGUGGAAGCUGAUCCUAGAUCUGUACUAAGGGGAAACUUCACCCCAGAGCCUGUGCAUUUUCAUGAUUGAAUAUCAUCCUUUUCAGGUUGUUGGUUAACAGUAUGUCAAACUGAAGUAGGCAUUAAAUUAUUGAAGUGUUGUGUAUCUGAUUUUGGGGGCCAUAUGAAACUAAAUGAAUAAAAUGGGGGG
Messenger RNA from Oncorhynchus kisutch (coho salmon), 9086 nucleotides. Its product is annotated as ras-associated and pleckstrin homology domains-containing protein 1-like. The transcript has 11 exons. The coding region runs from base 2646 to 7055 and encodes 1469 amino acids. Gene Ontology annotation, cellular component: cytosol; plasma membrane. The record is from RefSeq and is a predicted model, not a curated record. Gene Ontology annotation, biological process: signal transduction. Lineage: Eukaryota; Metazoa; Chordata; Actinopteri; Salmoniformes; Salmonidae.